GCAGUGGGCAUUGCUAGACACUCGGCGGAGAUGCGCGUACAGAAGCAGGAGCACUCAGCGGGUGGCUGUCGUCCAAGUUAACGGGGCUGUUUUGGGGAUGUGGGUGGGAGCCCCGGACAGCGGUGUGUCGCUCGGAACAGGGCAGCAGGGUGUUUUUUUUUUUCUCCCCGUUAUACCGGGGAUUUUCUUGUAGGGGAGACGGAAUAAGAGACAAGCCAAGAAGGAUUCCCCAGCACUAUGGAGCCACGCAUUGCAGGCAGCUGUGAAAGGUGACAGUGAAAUGAAAUGCAAAGCAUCUGACGCGCAACUCUAAACUUUUACCUGGUGCUGCUGCACAUAGAGGUGACAUUUCGUAACUGCAUCAAGUUGUGGAGUCUGUGAAACAAACAGCAGCAUCAUGUUCUACGGUUCUUCCUCUGGGGCCAGUAUGUCCCUACCGUCCAAGAGCCGCCUGAAGCGCCAGAGCAGGACCUUCACGCAGGUCCUGUACCGCACUCUUAGUUACAGAGACCGUGUUCCAGCAGAAACUGGAACAAACACCCGUGGGGACCGGCGUUCAACAACUGAACCCCCGGAGCGACCGGCGGAUGACCCAGCUGAACUGUCCACACAGAGCUCGGCCCCUGGGGUGCUGAAGAUUUUUGGGGAUGAAAUCUGCGCUGGUGCCAACUACAAGAGCGUCUUGGCCACGCCACGCUCCAGUGCGCAGGAGCUGGUGAAAGAGGCACUCGAGCGUUACUCGCUCAACAAGGAUGCUGCCCACUCUUAUGUCCUGUGCGAUGUGAUCGGACACUUGGAGGGGGGAGGGGGGAUAGGAGGAGGGGGCUGGCGGACUGAAUGCCUGCGUGCACUGGGGGACAAUGAAAAGCCGCUGCUGCUCCAAGAGCUGUGGAAACCCCGAGAAGGACACGCUCGCAGAUUUGAGCUGCGCAGGAGAGCAGAGGUGGAGGAACUCAACGCCAAGGAGAAGGAUACCAUCACUGCUGGGCCCAAAACCCCCCAAUUCCUGGCGGCUCUAAUGGGUCGGUCCGGGCUUGGCAAACACAGGAGCUCCCCCCUACGGUCUGGUCGAGUGGUACAGUCCAGCUCUAAAGAUAUUAAUGCCCAAGCUCGUAAGCUCCAGAGGAACAGGGCGAAGGGGACACUGACCCUGCCCCGCUCCAGCAACUCAUCCUUCUGCCGCAGCCUCAGUGAAACCAGCCUCAACCAGCUGGGAGUAGGAGACGAGCCCAAGCGUUAUUACUCCACCCUGCCAGGGCCCUUAAGGGGCCGGGAACGGGAAGUGGCCUCCAGCGGGCGGAGGAAAGAGGAGGGGAGUCAGGGAGGGGUGAGGCACUCUCUGUACCAGUCGCCACAUCUCCUUCUGCUGCAGGGAUACAAUCGGCAGGACUGCCUGGUGUACCUGCUGAACAGAGAGCAGCACACAGUCGGUCAGGAGACUCCAUCAGCUCGUCCCAACAUCUGCCUGUUUUCCCCUGACAUCCUGCCCCUCCACUGCCGCUUGCGCAGAGUCCCCGCUCCCCGUCGCCAUGCCAACAAUAACAACAAGGGAGAGGAGUUGGCGGAAAGUCAGCGGUUCUGUGUUGCAGUUGAGCCUGUGCUCCACGCCACCGUUCUGGUGAACUUUUCCCGCUGCGAGCGCUCCACCACGCUGCGACACGGUGACCUCCUCUCCUUCGGAGCGCAUUACAUCUUCCUGUACAAGGACCCCACGGGUGCUAAGCCUCUGCCUGCUCAGACCUUGGCACGCCUUCGCACCCUGGGGCAGCUUUACGAUGCAGGAGUGGAGGAAGGAGAGGGCGGGGCUCAGACUUGUAAGAUGUGUGGUUCUGUGCUGAAGGACAGAGCAGCCCAGGUGUCGAGUGCUCCGGCAGUCAGACGUAGCUUCAAACCCCACCUGGUGAAACCCCGCAGCGGGGGGACAACAGCAGGAGGACCCCUUAGUUUGACAGGAGGGGAAGGAGGCGGAGGAGGAGGAGGAGGAGGAGGAAGAGGAGGAGGAGGGGGAGGUCAGAAAAGGAGGCUACAGCUGGAGUUUGACCAGGCUCAUGAAGACCAGCUGUUAAACAGAAUCGUGUCCCUCAUAGAACCUGGAGGAGACGACCAUAAGCUGACACCAGCCUACCUGCUGUGUCUGUGCAUACAACACUCUGCCUCAACCUUCCCACCUGGGAGUUUUGGAAAACUGCUGCUCAAGAUCGUGCGGCGAAUUCAGACCAUCGCAUGGGAGAAGACAAAGGAGCUGGCUCAGAAGCAAGCUCAGCACCAGGACCCGGCCUCCCUGUCUCUGCUCAGUAUCUCAGACUUGAUCCCAGACCUGCAGACCAUCUUCUUCUGGAUGUCCAACUCCAUCGAGAUCCUCUACUUUAUACAGCAAAGAGCACCAGCGUACACACACAGCAUAGAGACACUGCAAGGGUCAAAGGAGUCGUUGCUAUCGGCGACCAUAUCAGCCAAUGAGGAGGCAAUGACUAUCUUGGAAGAAGUGAUCAUGUACACUUUCCAACAAUGUGUCUACUAUAUCACCAAGGCUCUUUAUGUAGUGUUACCAGGUUUGUUGGACUGUAAUCCAUUCCCAGUUGACAGCUCUGAGCCCUGCUGGAAAGGAGGUGUGGGGUUUCCUGAACCUAUACGCAGGGUUCUCCAGGUGUUUCAAAAUGCCCAGGAGCUUUUGCAGGGCUACCAGGUCCACCUGGAGAUCCAGGCUCAGAUGUUUGCUUACCUCUUCUUCUUCUCCAAUGUGUCGCUGUUUAACCAGCUAAUGGACAAAGGUCCAUCUCGUGGUUGGUUCCAGCGCUCCAAGGUGCUGCAGAUUCAGGCAUGUUUGCGAAUGGUCAUGGAGUGGGCGAGUAGGUCUGGUCUGGGACAUCUGGCCGACAAAUUCUUCACCAAACUCAACAGCACUGUGUCCAUACUGGCCACAGCCCCACAACAGCUCACACAGCUGAGUUGGCGCGCGUUGUCCAGUGAGCACCCAACUCUCAAACCCGUCCAGCUGCACAGGAUUCUCACUCAGUACCAGCUCACAGCAGAGAUAGGCCCCGUCCCAACAUGGCAACCGAGCAGCGAGGACGAGGCCUACAUAUACAGAACAGUGGACCUCCUGGAGAGCUUUGAGAACCACCCUCCCAUAGUGUUGCCCAGCGCCGGCUUCAGAGUGGACUUGGACAGCGAGUGUGUGGAGGACAGCAUCUACAGACAGCUGCUCUACAUCCGCCACUACCUGUGGGGGCUACGCACCAAGACGCAAACACACACCAGCACUCCCAGUGUGCACACACACUCCAACGGAACCAACACAGCCGACUGGCCCGACGUGCAGAGGGAGCUGUUGCCUCCGGCCCACAGCAGUCCCCGCUCGGGGGGUCCCGGGGACGAGGUGGUGGCAGAGACAGUAGAAGAGAGAGGACGGGACAGACCCUCAGGCCAAACACAUACACACAGCCUCAGAAGGAACGGCACCAUUCACCAUCCACGAACAGCAAAUCCAGAUCCGUCUUGCCUCUUGACUCCUCCUAACACCCCGCUGUACCCGGAAGGAGGAGGAGGAGGAGGGGGGCCGCCUGGGCCAAUCAUAGGCCCCAACACCCAGACAAACGGCUGCACCAGCAGAACUGUGGCAGAUAGUAAGAAGACCAACGGACUCAUCACCAAUGGACUGGAGGGGUGUAUUAGUGGGUGUGAGUUUCCUUUCCCUGUAUCCUCCCCUGGCGCCCCUCCCCUUCCUGAUGACUUAUGUGUGGUGUUUGUAGUGGAACUGGACAAAGGACCCUAUGGACUGGGAAUGGGACUCAUUGAUGGCCUGCACACUCCUCUCAACGCUCCAGGGAUUUACAUCCGGACUCUGAUCCCUGAAGGACCGGCUGCCUCCGAUGGCAGACUGAGGAUCGGAGACCGCAUCCUGGCAGUGAACGGGACCAGUCUGAUAGGAGCAGACUACCAGAGCGCGGUGGAUCUGAUUCGUCUGGGAGGAGGUCGACUACGUUUCCUGGUAGCCAAGUCCGACCCCGAGGUUUCAGAGAAGAUCAGUGCCUCCUCCUGCUGACCACCUCCACUGCCCAGCUAAGACACGCACACACACACACACACACAACACGUAGGACAGUGAGGGAUACAGAUGUGUGCACUGAUGAACAGGGCGCACACAAACACACAUCUGUGCGUACAUACGCCGCAUGAAAUAUGAAUGUGAAACCUAAUGUCAGCACAACACAAAGCCAAGCAAUCAAACUGGAGAUGACGCUCCACGACUCCACAGCUGCCAGACCUGCCUCCCUCACGCUGACUCCUACAGGGUCUGUGUGACAGACAGAAUCUGUAACCCACCGCGACAUCAAAGGAAUAUGCUGCACGGAAAGUUGCCUAAUUAAUCAGUGUUUGAGGUGGGCGAGGUCCAACCAGCCAGUAUGCAGUCUGAUGCGGUUUAAAAGCACAGUAGAUUGUAGGGUUUUAAUUUUUCAACAGUGAGCCCUUGGAGCAUGUGUACACACUGGACUUUUUCCACCUGUAUUUUAGAAUAAUUUGUAUUAGUAAUUCAGGCAUUAAGUAGCAUGGUAAAAUAGCUCUCAGACAAAGGGACUCUGAGACUGUUGGACACAAACUGAAAAUGUACUUUACAAAUGGAGACGACCUCAGUGAAAGCCGGAUGUCUUACACAGUGCUUUUAGAGUGGAAUGUUUUAUAAACCUGUUUGUUAGCGACUCCCACGGCAUCAUCACCGUCUGCUCAUCAGACUAAAACCAUUGCGGUAUGACUGUUGACUUUUGUACUGGAGAGUGGGCGAGGCCGGCAGAGGAGCCAAACUCAAGAAUGUUCAGACGUACAACCAGCUCUCCCCGUUCACACUUAACCUCAUCAUUGAACUUUACCUCCACUGGACAAAAGAUGAACUCUUGAGGCUCGACCUGCGCAGCAGAUGUGCAGCUGUGGUGGGACAUUGUUUAUUAAUUACUGGUUCAUUAAGACAUCGUGCUUCACUCCAGAGUUUCUGAUGCACAAUCCAGGUGUGUUUAAACCAACACUUCUCUUGUGAGUAUAUGCUGUAUGUAUCUGGUCUAAGAGGUGUAAAUAAUUGUUUGUAAAUAUUUAACACUUGGUCACACACUGUUUGGAAAAAAGAGAAACUGCAUUUGGGGUUACUAGUCAAACUUUUUUGGUGAAACAUAUUGGUCAGUAAAUACUGAUGGGAAAACAAGCAACUGUAUUUUCUGAAAGGAGAGAGACAUAGCUAUGGGUCGUGUCACUUUUCUAAACAUUAAUAAUUUAUCUUAAGUUUAAUGAAUACGAAUACAGGAUGUGAUCUGUAGAACUGCAUAUUACCAUUCACACAGGUCGUUAAAGGGUCACUACACCCGAGGGAUUAAAGUGUCUGCCAAUGAGAUUUCUGCCUUCAAAACAUACAGUGAAGGUGAAUGGAAUUUGUUUGUGGAGUAUUGAAAAUUUACAUUUAAAACAUUCAACAGCAAUUGUGUUUCCAGAACAGUAUCCCCGUUACACUGGACAGUCUACUGGAUUAACAUUGUCUUUACGUGGAAAGAAGUUCCAAUGAAGACUGUUCAGUCUGUGGAUUUUCCAGAGUAAGAGGGACACCUCCUCUGGAAGAAGAGGUUGCUGAUGGAUUUUGAAGUAACUUCUCCAUGUUGUGAGCACAAAACAUCAAAAUUCCUUUCAUCUCCUUUGUUUUAGGGUGGACACGUGAAUCUCAGAAGCAUAUCUAACAUACUGUACUGACCCAGCUAGAACAGUGGCUUGACAGGUCACCUCUGAAAAAGUCCUUAAUUCAAGAAAAAAAAAAAGCCAUGCUUAGUCAGUUCUACGUCGGCUGUUCUUCUUUCCUGAGCCCAGCUCCGUAGAGAUCCCCAUAGAAUACCACCUGCCUGUGUCCAGAAUCACAUUCAAACCCUUCUGUAGGAGCGAACACCCCACAGCUGCAGGAGCCAAUCGAACAAAGGGACUGAAGGACUGUGUGACAGCUGUUUUUGUUGACUAGGGCUGCAACUGACAAUUGUUUCCAUGAUGUUAAUCUGCUGAUUAUUCUUCAAAUGAUUUAGUCUGUUCAUUGUCAGAAAAUCUUAUUAAAAUGCCCAUCACAGUUGCCCAGAGCUUGUUCUGUCUGACUAAGAGACCAAAACCCAGAGAUUCAAUUCACAUUGUAAACAAAGCGAAAGCAGGAAAGUGGUUGUUGGUUUUGUUAUUGUUGUAAUGUCUUUUUAUAACCUGUUAAUGUUUUCAUUUCUAAAUUAUUCCUCACACACAGGUAACACAUUCAGUCAGCUUGGUUUCUUUUUUUCCCAUCAGUUUGAUUUUACUCAGAAUCUGUUCAUUACUUUGCAGUUAAAUUUUGUUUUUGUGCGUUUCAAGGUUUGUAUGACACUGACCUCAUGCAUGUCUAUUCUUCUCUGGUCAUUAUUUAUACUGUUAAAAUUGAUGGUAUUUAAGAAUAAAGACGGUUGGAUAAUUGCAUUUUUCUGCUUUGAAAAAUAUAACAAAACAACAACUGCAGUGUGACAGACUGGAAUCUCACCCAUCAUGGCCGACAAUAUGUCACGAGAGCAGACAGUAGAAUAUUUACAUCAAUGAGGAAUUUUAAUUUGUGCUACACAUUUUAACAAAUCACAAAAACAGGAACAUUUAAAAAUACAUAUACUUCUCUAUUUCCAGAAUGUUUACGUAUUGAUGACAGCCGUUUUUACACAUAGCAAAAUAUUUUUUCUUUUUUUCCAAAAUCAGAAAAAAUACCUUCUAAAUAGCUUUGUCAUUAGCAGAAAGAGCAGCAUACAAUCAUUACGCAUCUUUUUUGUUUUGUUUUUUUUUUUUUAAUAAUGUGCAACAACAAUCACUGAAGUCUUGCGCAAAUUGUGCCUGAUUGCCAGCUAAAAGUGAGGCCGGUGUGAGGACAUUCGGAAAAGCUAAAGGCAGAGUGAGAGAGUCGAGAGGGGGGAGAAAGUGCUGAAGAAUAUCUAAUUAAGGCAGUGUCUGUGACAGGAAUUGCCAACAGCUUGAUGCCUCAGUAGAGACUGCGCAGAUAGAGACUGCUUGCUGAGAGAGGGAGAGAGGUAGAUUGGGGAGAAAGAAGGGAAAAAAAAAAAAGAA
This is a messenger RNA of Seriola aureovittata, 7092 nucleotides long. RefSeq names its product Ras association and DIL domains (gene radil). Gene Ontology annotation, molecular function: GTPase binding. Bases 398 to 4045 code for a protein of 1215 amino acids. Gene Ontology annotation, biological process: neural crest cell migration; signal transduction; substrate adhesion-dependent cell spreading. The record is from RefSeq and is a predicted model, not a curated record. NCBI's taxonomy places the organism in Eukaryota, Metazoa, Chordata, Actinopteri, Carangiformes, Carangidae. Gene Ontology annotation, cellular component: microtubule. The transcript has 21 exons.